Molecule: messenger RNA, 1126 nt
Organism: Symbiodinium necroappetens
Lineage: Eukaryota; Dinophyceae; Suessiales; Symbiodiniaceae
Source: the annotation of a GenBank genome assembly
AUGACCCGCUUCGUCCCCGGCGGCCGCGACCUGACGGAGGUUGACUUCCGCGCCCGCCUGGCCGACGUGCGCGCCGAGUGCGCCACCGACGAGGAGGAGAUCGAGCUGGCACUGCAGGUCAUCCUCUCCGCCAGCCGCGGCCCGGCCAACGCCGAGGGGGCGGCGACCUUCGACUACUUCGUCGCGGUCGCCAGCCGCGACGAGGAGAUCCUGGCGCGCGACGCCUACAGCGUCACCAUUCCCUUCGAGGGCAACCGCACCACCGUCGGCCUGCUCGACGAGGUCGACGUGGCUAUUCCGCUGGCCGAGGGGCAGACCGGGCGCGAAUACCGCAUCUUCGUCGGCCUCGCCCUGACGGCCGAGGCAAACGGACCGGGCGGGACGGACACGACGCCUCUGGAGAGCGGGCGCCGGGGCCAAUCUCUCAGGUUCGGUGACAGAGGGGGCUUGGAGCUGUCGGCCGCUGUGGUCGGCGGAGCUUUCAAGGCCCUGAAGGACACGCGCCGAACCCGCAUGACCGAGACGACUCCCGAGACCCGUUCCGAUCCCCGCCCGACGCCGCUGGCGGCCCUGCACCGCGAGCAGGGCGGCAAGCUGGUCGACUUCGCCGGCGCGCUGCUGCCGCUGCAGUUCCCCGCCGGCAUCAUGGCCGAGCACAAGCAGUGCCGCGACUCGGCGGCGCUGUUCGACGUCUCCCACAUGGGCCAGGUCGAGCUGACCGGCAGCGGCGUCGCCGCCGCGCUGGAGCGGCUGGUGCCGGGCGAGCUGCAGAAGCUGCCCGAGGGGCGCCAGCGCUACACCUUCUUCACCAACGCGGCCGGCGGCAUCCUCGACGACCUGAUCGUCGCGCGCCUGCCCGCGGCCCCGCCCGCGGCCGACGCCGACGCCGACGCCGACGAGGAGGAGGAGCAGGAGGAGGCGGACGACCUGGCCCACCUGCGCGCCAACCUGCCGGGCAUCGCGGUGCGCGAGCUGGACGACCGCGCCCUGAUCGCGCUGCAGGGGCCCAAGGCGGUCGAGGUGCUGACCCGCCACGCGCCGGCGGCCGGCGAGCUGCGUUUCCUCUCGCUCGCCGAGAUGGAGGUGGCCGGCGUACCGGCGCUGGUCAGCCGCUCCGGCUACACCG